This is a messenger RNA of Pollicipes pollicipes, 989 nucleotides long. RefSeq names its product tumor necrosis factor alpha-induced protein 8-like protein. The record is from RefSeq and is a predicted model, not a curated record. Gene Ontology annotation, cellular component: cytoplasm. The transcript is spliced from 3 exons. Bases 170 to 739 code for a protein of 189 amino acids. Gene Ontology annotation, biological process: regulation of apoptotic process. Lineage: Eukaryota; Metazoa; Arthropoda; Thecostraca; Pollicipedomorpha; Pollicipedidae.
CGGCGACGGGCAGCUGUGGUGCGGAGCCGCGUGAGAGGCGCAGCUGCCGACCGUCGCGCUCCAGUCCGGCUGGGGUGGUGCGGAGGGGUGAGCUGCCGCCCGAGGUCCUGUCCUCACCCGUCGCCGCAUGGACGUCGUAUAGCACGGAUCGAAACAGAAGACGCUAGUCAUGAGCGAGUUUCGAGCCAAGGACAUCGGCCUGCGCGUCCAAAAGAAGCUAGCUAGCAAAAUCAGCAACAAGACGGUGGCCAGGACGCUGCUGGACGACGCCACCAGCCAGAUCCUCGACAACCUCUUUAAGCUCUGCAAAGGCGUGACCGGUAACAAAAAGGAAUCCGAGAAGGUCAUCAAGAACCUGAUCAAAGUGGUCGUCAAAGUGGGAAUCCUGAACAAGAAUGAUCAGUUCGACCAUGACGAGAUGGUGCUGGCGGCCAAGUUCCAGCGCAAGUUCCAGAUGACCUCCAUGACCAUCAUCAGCUUCUACCAGAUCGACUUCAGCUACGAUCGCAGCUUCAUCACACAGAGCCUGCUGGACAUGAAGGCCAUGCUCACCAAGCUGGUGGAACGACACCUGACCGAUAAGACGCUCUCGCGUAUCGAGCACGUGUUCACGUUCUUCCGCGAGCCACGGUUUCUGGACGCAGUGUUUGCCCGGAACUCGGAGCACCGUGAUUUGCUUGGCAAAAUCACUAAGGACCUGAACACGAUCUUGGAGGCCUCCGAAGAUGACGCCAGUUAGGGCGCACGCGUCAAACGUUGGCUGUGACACUGCUAUCCGUCGUAUGAUAAUCGUGUGUAUAAACAUUCUGUCCGGCCGAAGGCCAGUGGUUACGACACAUGCAACUGGAAAUCGUUGCAAAAACGCGAGCCAUUCGCGCCGCACACGGUUAUGUUCGUCGUGUGCCUUAAGAUAUUUACUGAGGUGUCAUAUCGGGUGGGUUUUCACUCCUGUUGUGCCUGAUUAAGUAAAUAAACGCUGCUAGCGAUAA